Messenger RNA from Drosophila nasuta, 749 nucleotides. RefSeq lists its product as uncharacterized. The transcript has a single exon. The record is from RefSeq and is a predicted model, not a curated record. Lineage: Eukaryota; Metazoa; Arthropoda; Insecta; Diptera; Drosophilidae. Bases 234 to 611 code for a protein of 125 amino acids.
AGCUCGGCUGACAAGUUCCAAAUUCAAGUGUAUAUUUUGUACAACGGGAAUUUCCCAUAUUUUACUUAUUUUCUUCUUUUUUUGGAGCUUUUAGUUUUACCUCUCUUCUACCAAAAUUCCGAUUAAAACUACAGAAAAAAAAAACCAAACCAAAAACCGAAAACAAAUCACUAAACGAUACAAAAUCAAUUUCAAAGUCCAAUAGCCAAAUUAACCGACGAAAAUUGGAAGAAAUGAAUCCAGCACGAGUGCGUCAGCCACGCAUCAUGCAUCCGCAUCCGGAUCUGCAGAGGGUGCGAAAUGAGGAGAGACCACAUCAUGACUAUGAUCGUUUCAUACCGCCGCUGGUGGCAGCUCGACUACAGCUUGAGAAUCCCUUGGAUGUGGCACGAUUCGUGCAGAAUUUACGCAUCAUCUUACAGCGUCAACGUGUCCACUUCGAUAUGGGUGACGGCGACGGUGUUCAUGUGUGGAGCUUGCGGACACCGCCACGUUCCACCGAUCAGGAUGGCGGUGGCGAUGAGAUGAGACAAGAGCAGCAACAUCCACAUCCAUUGACUGUGAACGCCGAGUUGAGGCUUCUUGUGCAGGCAGACGAUGUGCUCAUCUGAAGCAAAAGUAUUUGUGGCCAUCUCAAGCGACGUCGUGAUGUCGAUUUGUGGAGCGACGAGCGACAAGCAGAAACGAUACUAAAAACUGGCAUUUGUUAUGUGGAUGUUACCGUCGAAUAUAGCCUAUAUCUUAACUCA